GCCCAGCCUUCUCACUCCGCUCAGCGCGGACACACCGAACGGAAACAGCUGUGUCUGCAGACGCGUUCAUGUUGUUUUAAACAGUGAAAAUGGCGUAGCGGCAGGACCGGACCGGAGAGCCAUGAGGCGCCUCGGCUCUGUGCAGCAGAAAAUCCCCUGUGUUUUCCUCACUGAGGUGAAAGAAGAAGCGGCCACGAAGAGGAUCGGUCAGCAUUUUCAGGUGGUUGCCACGGAUACGGUGAACCCUGUGGCUGUCGAGUCGGACGUCUACCAUGCACUCGCAACGGAGAAGCUGGAUGGCACGUGCUGCUACGUCACUCUGUACAGAGGAGAACCGUACCUUUGGGCUCGCCUGGAUCGGAAACCCACCAAGCAGGCGGACAAGAGGUUCAAGAAAUAUCAGCACACUCAAAAGACCUGUAAAGGUUUCACGUGGAAUGUUGAAGAGGAUUUCCGAACCGUGCCUGAAUCCUGGAUUCCUGCACGUCGAGUUCAGUAUGAGAGUGGGCAUCCGGUACCUGAUGAGCACGGACACAUCCCGGGCUGGGUUCCAGUGGAUGGUUUCAACAAGCAGUACUGCUGGCACGCGUCCGUGGUCGACUACGACGCCCGAACGGCUCUUGUUCUGAGGCCGAACGGUCAGGAUGAAGCGCUGUUGGAAAUCACCAGCGUCCCUCUGACCGAGCUGAUGGAGCAAACGCUGGAGCUCGUCGGCACCAACGUGAACGGAAACCCGUACGAUUCAUCGGCACCACUUGGGUCUGAAGUGGCCCGAUGGCGACGCCUUCUUAAACUCCCGGCCCGUGGUGGUUCGCGUGGACCGGCUCCCGUUAGAUCCGGACACUUCCCCUGCCUCGCAGAAGAACCUGUUCGCUGCUCUGUCCGGUCUCGCCAGACGCCAUUUCAACUCCAUCAGAGACGUCCAGCUCGAAACCUGAUCGGUUCCACGACGUUCCUCUUCCUCAAGUGGUCCUCCUCUGCGUUUUCAUCUUUACUGACAGGACGAACCUGUUGUAGAAUUCUUUACGAAAUCUCUGCUGGUGUCCGCUGUAAAGUAUCACUUAAUCAUAGAGUUACUCCAUCAUGUUGAGCCUGAAAUGGUGGAUUGAAUUGCUCUUGAUUUUUAAGACGGAAAAUUUAAUUUCAUUUAAUUUAUUGAGCCAGAAAUGAAAUGAUGUGACUGUUAUAAUAAACACAUGUAACAGCUUGAA
Neoarius graeffei (lesser salmon catfish) is the source of this 1211-nucleotide messenger RNA. RefSeq names its product RNA 5'-phosphate and 3'-OH ligase 1 (gene rlig1). The record is from RefSeq and is a predicted model, not a curated record. Gene Ontology annotation, biological process: response to reactive oxygen species. The transcript is spliced from 6 exons. Bases 122 to 1090 code for a protein of 322 amino acids. Gene Ontology annotation, molecular function: RNA ligase (ATP) activity. Lineage: Eukaryota; Metazoa; Chordata; Actinopteri; Siluriformes; Ariidae.